Molecule: messenger RNA, 4881 nt
Organism: Choloepus didactylus (southern two-toed sloth)
Lineage: Eukaryota; Metazoa; Chordata; Mammalia; Pilosa; Megalonychidae
Product: zinc finger protein 474-like
Exons: 3
Coding region: 2559-2951 (130 amino acids)
Source: RefSeq, a predicted model, not a curated record
ACCUGGGGAUGGGGGGCACAUUUUACUUCCAGGAAAUUAAAAAAAAAUUGUCCCCAGGAUCAGCGACCUCCGCCCCCAGGAUAGCUUCUUCUAAUCCCUUAUUUCUGCUUCAAUACAGUCUGUCCAUGUUGACUUUCUGUUGGGCUCGAGGGGCUAUAUCUCUCUUAGUUAAGGAGAUAUAUGAACAUCUUGCCCAAUUGGUUCAUAUCCCUCUUCAAUUCUGCUGCAUAAAAGAAAGAGAGAUGGAUUUCUUUCUUCCCUGAUCCCUCAUACCAGUAAUCCCUGGGAGAGACUGUUAUUUGUAAAUAAGUCAUUAAUGCUGUUUCUACAUUACAGAGAUAUAAUUCCCAUUCCAACAGCCAAUAUUUAUUGCCGGUUUAUUUUAGUCAUCUACCUUAGGAAUUCAUUUUUGGCAAAACUGAGUUAGGCUGAGUUUAUCUUACUAAAAUAGAAUCUGUGUCAAAAACCCCAGUUGACUUUAGCAGUAAUUAAACACUGGCACAUUUUCAGAAAUACACAUGCUCUGCAAAUAGAGCCGGUUUUCUUUUAACACUUACAUGAUUGCCAUAAAUGAGGGAUUAGCCUCAACAAAGCCAUGGAACCAAUAAGGGCUAUGUUCCUGGUUCUGGGAUGCUUGAUUCCCCCUUCCACUCUGUACCCUGUGUUUGGGCUAAAUAUCAGGUCCUGACCUCCUUCUUGGGCUACUCUAGACAAGCAUGACUCCAGGUGUCCCCAGCCUAUGGCAGGAAGAGUGAUUGAGCCUUUACCUGAAGUUUUGCCAUCAACUCAAGAUUGGGGAAGGAUGAUUAUGAGGGUGGUAACCUGCAAGACAGAACAUAGUCCGUGCCCUUUCUCUUGCAAUUAAGCUGCCCUGUGUCACAUCUUACAGAAUAUCAAGUCCUGAGAAAUAGGAGGUAGUCAAAGUCUUUUCUCCAUGGCUUACAACUUGAAAUGUCCAGUCUCUGCAGACACCUUUAAUGGACUGUUUAAGACAAACAAAAGUUUCACAAUCUAUUGUAGAAGAUAAAACCAGAGGGAAAGAGAGAUUUGAGAGGUGGGGCAUCUUUUUUAUUAAAUCCUAUUUUUCUUACUUUUUAAUUUUAUUACUUGGUGGAGACUGUUUAGUCCUUUUUUCUUUUUCCUUCCUAAUUUCCAUGUUCAAAAUGAAAUGACUGUGGACUUAUUGGUUUACAAGAUUCCAAGACAAUGAUUCUGAAGCUGAAUGUUGGGCAAGUUUUCCGAUGAACACUGAAGAAAGAACAGUUAAUUUCUUUGCCUAACGAAAACCCAAACUCUUAAGUGUGGCAUGGACUUCAAGCCGGUCUCAUAAACACGAUCUGUUUUUCCCAUCUUCUGGCUGUUGCUUUUCUUCCAAAAUGUGUGGGGUCUGGAUUCAGAGAGUAAAAGAAUCCAUGUCUCAGGGCUACGAAUCAGGAACUCCUUUAGCAUUGACUUAGCCCUGUUUCUUGACUGUAUGCAUUUACUUCAAAUGUUCUCAUUAGAGAUCCUCAGAUGGGGAAGAGUGUGGUCCGGAUUCUUAUACUUGUUGUUCUAACACAUACUUUGUGCUUCUGAGAGCAAAGCCAACCGGCUGAGCACAGCGUGUUCUCAGUCACGACUGCUAAAAGAGGCUGGGCGGGGCAAUGGCUGCACAAGAAGACACCUUCCUGACUCGCCCCAUUGCCUGGAGGGGAGAAUGUCAGAACGGGAGGUCAGCCAUGGCCCCUCCUUGGUCCAUGAAUUUAGAUCAGAGUAGGGAAAAUCUGUUGGAACAAGGGCAUCUAGCAGACAUGACUAUGUUAGCACACGCAGCCCUGCUCGGAGACCCGAGAACGGUGUGUCAGUGGGAAACUGGCUCCCACUGCCGUCAGAUGUGCGCUGGCUGGUUUGGGGACCACACAGGCUUCAGUAGAGGACAUAGAAAGGUCAUCCUACAUAGAGUCUCUUUUCCUGCCUGAUUUAAAACAAACUGGGGUUAAUUAAAAUGCAGAAAACUCCUAAGCAUUUGAGAUGCAUAAGAUUUUUUGAAGCAGGGGACUUUAUGUCCUCCCUGAAGACAUCUGCCUUUCUACAGUGCUUUCAGCAGAAAAACUUUUCUGGGUAGUGUAGUUUUUAUAGUUACAAUUUGAUCUUGUCUAAUGAUGUUUUCUUUCUUUGCAUCAUUUAAAAUUUAGAUAGUACAUUGAAUCAUGCAUUUUUCAGAAAGAGCACUGCCCUAUACAUUAUUAGAUUUCAUGAUUUCAUCUGCCUGUGACAGCUGACUUUUGGCUGACUGUGAUGCUGGUGCAUUCCUUUUUCUCAUUCAGAUGCCUGCUUCAUUUCUUCUCUUCUCAAUUAGAACAAUUUCUCUCUAGAAUCCUUGAUCUGACUUCAAAUUAGAAUCAACUAUCUUGCCCUGUGUUCUCAAGGGGUUCGAUCUUCUAGUGAAUUCAGGUGAGGAAAACAUUUUCAGAAAUAUGAUCAUAGUACUUGGAAAACAAUUCACUCUGGUUUCCCUGGCAGUGCGAAUUAUCCUCUCCUUGGAAUGGUUCUCCAACACAGAUUGACUCAGUUCUCUUAUGCACAGAUGCAUCUUUUACCCUCCGAUCAAAUCUAAACAAAAUAUAAACAUUGCUAAGCCAACAAUAGUAAGACGUCCACCAACAAUUGUUUGCUACAUUUGUGGUCGUGAAUAUGGAACAAAAUCUAUCGGCAUCCAUGAGCCGCAAUGUCUGAAAAAAUGGCAUAAUGAAAAUAACUUGUUGCCUAAAGAGUUAAGGAGACAAGAACCUAAAAAACCAGAAGUCAGGACCAUUGCAGCCAAAGGUUUCUAUGAUCUCAAUGCUUUAAAUGAAGCUGCUUGGACAAGUGCCCAGAGCCAGUUGGUUCCUUGUAAUAUUUGUGGGCGUACCUUCCUGCCGGACAGACUGAUUGUUCACCAACGAUCCUGUAGACCCAAAGUCUCCAAGUAAAGUUCUCUCUCGUUUCUGAAGUGUUACCAGAAGUAAAUCCCCUUUGAAAGAGAUCAGGAUAUUGACAGAAGGGGAAAAAGGAGGUGAGGAGAGGAGACAAGAGAACUUGGAAUUGACAAGGGGGUAGUCUAGCUUCAAGCGGUCACUGGCGGCCCAGCACAGUGCUUUGGUGACUUAAGUGGAUCCCUGCCUUUACAGGGAGGCUCACACGCUCUGGUUUUAACAGGCAGCUGCAUGUGCAAAAUAGACACACUGGGGGCCAUUUCACACUUUUGUCAGGAAGAAUUACGAGUGAGCUGCUUCUCAUCAAAGCUGGCAUUUUUGACUAAAGGAAAUUUCAGUGCCAAUUUUUGCAAUUUUUCCUCCAUUCUAUUUUCCUGAACAAGAUUUUGAUCCUCACAAUUAGGUCUAUUAUUCAGUAAAAGGAGCAACUUCAGGCAAACAACUUAAUCCAAGAAAGAAUUAGAUACCUCUCUAUUCUUGUGUUUUCCUAAAAUAUUAUGCCACACCCCACUUCUAUUGAUCCAGGGAAAGUUUUAAAAUUGAGUUAUUGACUGGGAUGAUUCUUUUCUCUACAUGAUCAUCAACAGGAGAGACACUUGAAAAAGGGCUGAGAACUUAAAAUCCUGGAACAAUGUCUAAUUCAUACUUCCUUUCUAAUAGUGAGAACUGCCAUGGAGAAAUUUCAGACCCAGUGCCAGCCUCAUUUGUCAAGAGACUGCUGCAAUACAGUACAUCAAAAUGGGUGGUGGCUAGCUCCUUCCUGGUACAGGAGAAGUCUAGUGAGAGUUCUCUGUCCCCUCCUAGGGGUUUAUAGGUGUUCGACUGUCAAGAUCUAAAAGCCUGCCAGGAAGUUUUGUGCCUCCCUGCCCGAGGCCCAUGCAGAGUAAGUGGGUUGUGAAACUGCUCUGAGUACUUGAAUGUGUACUCAUAAAGGUGGGGCUCUCCUGGGGGGAGGCCAAGGCCAGGGAGGUGGCUGUGCCCAGGAAAUUCUGCUCCCCCAGGCAGCGCUGCUUCGCCUGGACUCCCAGCAGCUUUGCUUGAGAUCUUUGUUCAUUUUAUGGCUGACUUUCAGGACCAUGCUGGAUCCACUGGGUCACUGUAAGCCUCACAUUCAUGACCUUAUACAGCACAGUUAGCUCCAAAUUAUACAAGCAAAUUGAUUUGACCUAAUAUUUUGAUCAUAUGUCUCCCUAUUACACAGGGUUAGGUUAGGAUAAAUGUGCUAAUAAUUCUGACUUUCCUGUCCGUUCCAAAGGAAGUAAGAGAUGAGCGUUUAGACAUCCUCAAAUAAGAUUAUCAUCUUGUGAAAGAUAUGGUAUUUAAUGACUUAUAGUUGACCAUUUUGUUCUUUUAUCUUGUUAAUAAAAAUGACAAAAACUCUAACCCAGUGUGCUCUGGGUCAGCCAUUCUGCAAAGUGCUUCAUGUACAUAAUUUUCUUUAAAUCUCACAUCAAUCCUACAAAUAUAUUUCAUUAUCCUUAUUUUACAGAUGAAGGAACUGAUGUUUAAAGAGACUAACUAGCUAAUUCAAGGUCAUAGUGGGUUUGACAUCAAUCCAAGAGUUCUGGACAAUUAUCAAGGGAAAUGCAUAGGAAAUAGCUCACCUGUUUCUCACCAACUGCCCUCCCCCAAAUUAGUUCACAUCUGUGCAGAUAUCUCUACUCUUAAAAGAAAAUAAUUCCUUUAACAAUGCUUGGCACUUCCAUGAGCUAUGAAUUUCCUUGAAAUGCCUCCCACAGAUAAUCUAGAUAAUGAAGAGCAGACAUCAGAUGAAGGUACUUGGAACUCUCACUCAUCCAGACAGUUAUUUGCCUAGGAUAUAAUGUUAUUACAGGCAUCAAAAACAAUGCAAUUUCCUCACUACUCUAUUAAUUGCUGCUGCACAAACUUUAAUUGAACGCCCCUUCAGUGGAGGUUAUGGGAAGAA